Molecule: messenger RNA, 4936 nt
Organism: Triplophysa rosa
Lineage: Eukaryota; Metazoa; Chordata; Actinopteri; Cypriniformes; Nemacheilidae
Gene: whrnb
Product: whirlin b
Exons: 12
Coding region: 492-3350 (952 amino acids)
Biological process (GO): auditory receptor cell stereocilium organization; sensory perception of sound
Cellular component (GO): stereocilium tip; photoreceptor inner segment; cilium
Molecular function (GO): protein binding
Source: RefSeq, a predicted model, not a curated record
CAAGACACCGGGACGAGACGCACACGCUACGUGUCUGUGCGCAACUGCAAAACUUGAAACGUGUUUUUCUUUCUGGUUACAAGAUGCGUGUCACCGUCCGUCAGAAAUAAGUCACUGUUGCGGAGAUUCAAUCCUCGCGGGACUUAAUUCGUUUCUGGUGGGGUUUGUGGUUUCGCUUUGGAAAAUAAGUGGACUUUUUGCACUAUCAUUCAAAGUUACCAGAAAAGCUCAUUCGUAAACUCGCUUGGGUGUACUUUUUCUAAGUCAGUGCACUUUAGAAAAGUUAAGAAAGAGUGCUGAAUUUUCCAGCUAACGCAUUAUUUUGGGAGCGCUCUCAAGCGACCGCAUAACAUGACCAGUCUCAAUCGAGGUUUCAUAAACGAAGCGUGGCGCGGUUCGAUUUUUAGCCAGACACGGGGACAGCGUUUCACCUCCAUUCCCAAUGCCUGAUGUGAGAUGCCCCUGUGGUUUUGAGGAGCUCCAGCAAGGGCAUGAGAAUGAGUACGGAUCUGGAGCGCGUUUCUCUCAAGUCGGGGGCGAACUCGCUGGGGUCCGGUCGUGCCUUAUCCGUUAAUGUGAAGAAGUUACACAACGCGCUCAAUGUGCUGCUGAACGACUUCGAAAGAGAGCAGUUUAUCCACUGUCUCAACGUUUACCACGCUAAGCGUAAUGUCUUCGAUCUCGUGCAGACUCUCAAAGUCAUUCUCAACACCCCCAGCAAGCGUCAACUGUUACCCAUGCUGCGUCUGGUCAUACCCCGCUCGGACCAGCUUCUUUUCGAUCAGUACACGUCGGAAGGUCUAUAUUUGAAAACGGAUCUUCUAGCAAGUCCACUUAAACAUGAGUGCUCGGAAGAAAUAAGCAACACGAACGAUCACGCAGGAGCGUCGUCCGUACACUUUCUUUCUGAGUCCGAGAAAGUCGAUCCCGUUCAGGCAUCUGUGCGCGCAGCUCCCGUUUUCAGAACCACGCAUGAGGGGACAGCUCCGGCUGGCCCGUGUUUAAACGCCGCGCUGAUGCAGGACGCGUCUGAUGAAAUUAGGCAAGUUACGCUGAAACGGAGCAAGAGCCACGAAGGACUAGGGUUCAGCAUACGAGGCGGGUCGGAGCAUGGAGUUGGGAUCUAUGUGUCCUUGGUGGAGCCUGGAUCAUCCGCUGAAAGAGAGGGACUGAGAGUUGGAGAUCAGAUCAUUAAAGUCAAUAACAUGGUGUUUGAUCGAGUCACUCAUGGAGAGGCGGUCAAGGUUUUGAAAGGUUCAAAGAAGCUCUCCAUGUCAGUCUGCUCGAUGGGGCGGAUCCCAGGUGGUUAUGUGACCAAUCACGUAUACACAUGGGUGGACCCUCAGGGCCGCAGAGUGUCCCCGCCCCCAGACUUGCAGGACCAGCCUGGCUCGGGAGGCAGACACCCGGACAUCCAGCAACAUGGACACGUACAGCACGGGGAUGCUGAGAAGAGGGUAAACAUCUCACUGGAUGACGGGCGAUCGCUGGGUCUGAUGAUCCGUGGGGGUGCUGAGUAUUCUCUAGGCAUCUACAUCACCGGAGUGGAUCGUGGUUCGGCUGCAGAAUACAGCGGGCUCAGGGUUGGGGAUCAGAUUCUGGAUGUCAAUGGCCGGAGCUUCCGGAGCAUUCCUCACGACGAGGCCGUUCAGAUCUUGAAGAAUUCCAGCCACAUGAUGAUGACCAUAAAGGACGUGGGCCGGCUGCCUCACGCACGUAGCGUGGUGGAUGAGACCAAGUGGAUCCCCAGUGUACAGAUUGCAGAGAGCUCAGCCAAUAGCAACACUCUGAGCUGUCUGUCUGUUGAUGUUGGAGCAGGAGGUUCAGGAAAGUCAGUCUGUCGGAAAGGCGUUGUGCCAGUGGUUGGGCCUGUUAGAGUCGGAGCGUGGAGCUCGCUGGAGGAACAGGCGUACAUGCUUCUGACAGAGACAGAGAGGCAAACCAUGAGCUAUUACAUUCAAGAGUACCAGCGUGGACAUAUCGGAGUUGAGCCUUUGGCGAUGGCCCUGUUUGAACUCUUCAACACACAUGCCAAGCUGUCAUUACUGGCUGAGGUGCGGACUCUCAUCGCGCCAAAGGAUCUGGAGCGCUUUGACGGGCAGGUGUUAAAUCGUGAGAUGGAGGCGUGGAGAGCUCGGCACGCAGGCUCGGGACUGCUGCAUCCUGACUCGCUCUGCAUCUCCCAUCCCGAGGGCCACGUUCCUGCAUGCCAGCUGACCCCUUCAGUCCCAGGACACAACAAGAGUGAGUGUAGAUUAGAUGGAAUUUUGAUGCCUGUUGAGAGUCUGAAAUCUCUUCCUGACAUUGCUUUGGACAAAGUGCCGUUCUCAACCGAGUCGCCCACCUCCUUCAAGCCUCAAGGCCACGUUCGACAUGCCAGCCCUAAAAGUCAGAGCAAACGGCCUUCGUCUAAGCUGUCCCAGACCAACCUGCUCUUUACCGUCCCCUGCAGGCGGCAACAAGAUAACCACCGCCACACGCACACGCACUCGCCCUGCUCGGGCCACAACUCUCCAUGUACCAUCCACCACACCACUUCCACCUGCUCUGUUCAAUACACCCCGCCCUGUUCUGUCCGUCACAACUCUCCACGAUCAUCUUAUCAGGCCAGCUCUUCCCCUGGAGCGCCACCUCGAGAUCUGGUUCAGUUUCUGAUGAGCAGGCAAGCAGCACUCUCGCCACACCAAGAGUCUCCGAACCGUUCUCGAGAAGGCACCCCCAUGAUCUCUCCACGCUCCUCUCCGUCCAUUUCGCCUUCACUGCUAAUGCCCGCACCACCUCCGUGUAGCCCUGAGAAGCCGAAGGGAUCCCCAUCGACAAACAGCCGACAUCGCCUGGAGCCCGAGGCGACGGAGGAGAGACCGCAGCCGCAGCUACGAGGAGCCACGCUGUCCCAGCUGUCAGACAGCGGGCAGACUUUGAGCGAGGACAGCGGAGUGGACAUCGCAGAGGCUGGAGGGUUGAGCAAGGAUGGCAGCCCACGGCCAGGUAAAGCUCCCUUCCUCCAGCUCACAGGAGACCCCCGCAGAGCAGAGGCCUCCGCAAAACAGAUGGGAAUAAUGGAGCCUACUCUUGUACGGGUGCCUAAGUGUGCCAGUACGCUGGGUAUUGCUGUUGAAGGGGGUGCCAACACCAGACAGCCUAUGCCACGCAUUGUGACCAUACAGAAGGGGGGCUCCGCUCACAUCUCCGGCCUGUUACGGGUGGGUCAGGUGAUUUUGGAGGUGAAUGGCGUGUCGCUCAGGGGCAUGGAGCACUGGGACGCCACUCGGGUCAUCGCAGAGGCCUUCAAGACCAACGACAAAGACCACGUGGACUUCUUGAUCGCGGAGUUCAACUCCGCUCUGUAGGAGUCCUCCAAGACUUUGCAUACCAGACGAUGCUGCGGAUACCCGCGGAGGGGACGAAUGAGUCAUGCUUGUCAUAACUGAGUCACAAAUAGCUUAGAGUUCAAGAGCCGCCACACACCCACCUUAUGUCUGCGUUCUCGCUACAACAGCAACAGCAGUCAGACUUUCUUGACUGGUGAAAGACUUCCACCGUACGCAUUUAUCGCAACAUCCUGAAUGAUGUGAAUGAGCGUGAUUUUGGCCCUUUUAUAUAUCCGUCCCACCAAAUAGAUGAGCCGCAGCACUCAUCGGGGGUCUCUUCGCCUCAAGGACGAUGAGCUAAGAGAAAUGGACAGCAUUUGAAAUGCAGUUUGAGAGAGUCAUGUGCUUCACGGCAGAUGACAGAUUGCUCCUAAAACAAAGAGCAGAUGCUUCAAACAGAUGCGGACUGUUUAUAUAAUAUCAAAUAAAAUCAAAUUAAGAUACAUAGGGUCGAAUGCUACUGAUUUAUAAUAAAUAUUCAUUUAUCCCAGAAGAACAUCUGCAUUCAGUUGCCAAAAAAACCUUAUGUUACAAAACAACUAAUAAUGAUGAUUUCACAAUGAUUACUAAAGUUUUCUUAACGUUACUGUUAAGGGUUAACGUUGUUGACGUGCGGUGUCAUGAUAUGUGCCUGGUAAUGAGAGAUAUUAAUGUGAGAUUAUGUGUCACUGUUUUCUUAUGAAAUGGCACUGUUUUACAUAAUGUUUCUUUAUACUAAAAGCGUUUAUUAUAGAUUUGGUUGUGAUAUGAACAGUUUAAAGGAAGUGGAGAGCCAAAGGGAUGUUUCUGCUUUAAUAUUUGACUAGAGGACCAGAAUGAUUCUGGACAGAUAGAGAGAGGAGCUGGACGCCUCUCAAAGUUCUUCUGUCACCACCCGCCCCCCCCCCCAAAAAAAUCAUCAGUUGUAAAUGUUAGUGUGCACACUUCACAGAGCUGUUAUGGAUAUAAGUAUUUUUUUUUAAUAGAGCAGAUGUACAAUAUAGAAUAUAGAAUCACAAUACAAUGUAGAUGUAUGUAGAAAAUACUUUUUAUGCAAAUGCACGGCUCCUGAUUAUGCAACCUACAGAGAGAGUUAUUGUAUAUAGGUAAAAUAAUCUAAAACUGUAUAUAUUUUAUUUAUGUAAUAUAUUUUGCACAUACUGUUGAUCAAAUCUUUUCAAUGACAUCAAAAACAUACAAACCCCAUCAUGAUGAAACCAAAACACCACUAGAAGCAUAGAAGCGUAUGUGCUUUAACCAUAAAAUUGAGGUUCUCUUGCCUUCUGAUGUUUUAUUCUUACACCAUCAUGUUAAUAGUUUCUUUCAAGGUUUUCCAUAUGUUUGUUGCUUGUCAUUUGUAGAUUGUCAUUGUACUUUGCAACAUGUAACACAUAGUACUCUAAUUUUACAGGAUCUGUAAUAUCAUAGGCUAUUUACAAAGCAACACCGUAUAAACACAGGGUGCAGUACAAGGAUAUCAGUAUUUUGCCCAAACUAUUUAUGAAUUCUGCUAGAAAAGAGUGAAUUACAUAAAUAUUUACAGACUGGAGAUGCAUAUCUGUACAUUUCUUGACAAAAUAAAUAAU